Molecule: messenger RNA, 644 nt
Organism: Corticium candelabrum
Lineage: Eukaryota; Metazoa; Porifera; Homoscleromorpha; Homosclerophorida; Plakinidae
Product: sperm-associated antigen 8-like
Exons: 8
Coding region: 34-609 (191 amino acids)
Biological process (GO): positive regulation of transcription by RNA polymerase II
Cellular component (GO): nucleus; cytoplasm
Molecular function (GO): microtubule binding
Source: RefSeq, a predicted model, not a curated record
ACGGGAUAUUUCUAUCACCCAGCAACAGAUACAAUGGCUGACGACGGUCGCAACGCGAUUCGCUUCAGUAAUUCUGGAGCUCGUACGCUCAUAGAGAACUGGGUAGAAGAGCGCAGCGUCGCUCACAUUGAUGGAACAGAAAAGUUUACAGCAGAACUACAGAGACAAGGACACAAGGGUGUUCUAACGACUAACUUUGGUUGUCACGUGGAAGGAGCGUCGACCACUAUGGAGACAUACAAGAAACCUUGCUCGCCCAACGUGAGGACAUGUGGAGUGCGGAGAGAAUGUUUAGAGAGAGAGAUCAAAGAAAGAGUGAGUCAAGAAGUACACUGUGAAUUCAAUCCUCCUCCGCCGCCGCCCGACUUCACUUCCACAACAAAGAAAGACUUCUUUUCGAUAGACUUCACUCCGAUUGAGAGAAAGCCUGAAAAGGACCACGAUCUCUAUCAAGAACAACCCAUGUCAUUUUGGAUAGAGCAAUCGGAGAGGCACGGUGUCUCGGGUCUCACACAAGCGCCCAUCAAAGACAAGCCAUUCCAUCGGAAUGCAGCAUUCAGCACACCAAUUGGCGAAUCAUACGACUCACCAAAGCCCCAUGAAAAGUAACAACAAAAAACUCAAAAAUUAUGCUAAUUUACUAC